This is a messenger RNA of Cannabis sativa, 946 nucleotides long. RefSeq lists its product as uncharacterized. Lineage: Eukaryota; Viridiplantae; Streptophyta; Magnoliopsida; Rosales; Cannabaceae. Gene Ontology annotation, biological process: proteolysis. The transcript has 4 exons. The coding region runs from base 15 to 809 and encodes 264 amino acids. Gene Ontology annotation, molecular function: cysteine-type peptidase activity. The record is from RefSeq and is a predicted model, not a curated record.
GUGACUAUACGGAGAUGAAGAGGAGACAUAGGCCAUCUUCGACUUUUGAUCCCCUGGAGCCACCGGAUGAGAAAUUGUUAACCACUUUCCGAAAGUGGUGUGUUGGACUCAUUCCGAACCACCGACUUCGGGAUUUGAGAAGUGGUGAUUACGGUCCAGGAUUCUUUUGGAUAAUGCUCACACCAAAGGAAUGGCUUACAGAUGACCAUAUAGAUGCAGCAAUGCAUAUGCUGAGGAGGCGACGCACCGACUAUCCACUGACAUUUCCUCAGAAGGGUAUCAUUCUCUCCACAUUCGUGACCGCCAUGAUCAGCAGUGCAUGGACGAGCCACAAGGGUCCGAGGAAAAACUUUAAAUGGGAGGAAUAUAUCCUGGACUACUGCACAGGGUUUCAUAAGUCCCAAGUCUUUGAGAGAUGGAGGGGUAACGAGUUUAUUUACUUCGUUCUGCACCUUCCCACGGCAAGACACUGGGUCACAGUUGAAGUCGACAUAGAGCUGUGGAAAAUUAAUGUCUACGACUGUGAUUCCAGCGUCUGUCAUUGGACCGCCAUGGAACCCAUCUUGAAGGUUUGGUCAGAACUGCUGCCCUCGCUAAUCCUUGCAACCGGGGAAUUUCCACAUAACAACCAGAUCAUGGCGUUAGCUAACGGUGACAUCACGGUGCUUCCAAAAAUGCACGCGACUCGAGCCACUCACGACUUAGUUCCGAAGUCAGCAACCAGUGGUGAUUGUGGCGUGUAUUGCAUUGAGUAUGUGGAGCAUCUCAUGAUGCAGCGUGGAUUGACCGAUGUGACGCCAACCGGAUAGCCAUGUUUCGUCAACGGUGGUGUGUCGAUUUAUUUUACCAAAAUGUCGGCUGAUUAUAUGUGUAAUUAUUGGGACAUUGUAUAUUUUGUGUAAUUAACAUUACAGUUAUGUAUAUAUAGAUUUUCUUUUCGUUCAAA